AUGCAGCAUACAAAUUCCAAAAGAAUUAAAAAACUAAUCUUACAGAAGAGAAAUAAGAUCUAUUUACUUCGAAAAAAUAUUAAAAUAACUAGAUUUAGCAAUAAACUUAAUUAUAAGAAAUUAGAAUUAUUUAAAAUCUUGCAACAGAUUUUCUUAAUUAAUUAUAAGUUAGUAUUAUCUUAUAGAAUAAGAAUAUAC
Messenger RNA from Cryphonectria parasitica EP155, 198 nucleotides. RefSeq lists its product as uncharacterized. NCBI's taxonomy places the organism in Eukaryota, Fungi, Ascomycota, Sordariomycetes, Diaporthales, Cryphonectriaceae. The record is from RefSeq and is a predicted model, not a curated record. The transcript has a single exon. The annotation marks the transcript as partial.